Phragmites australis (common reed) is the source of this 3714-nucleotide messenger RNA. RefSeq lists its product as uncharacterized. Gene Ontology annotation, molecular function: dipeptide transmembrane transporter activity; tripeptide transmembrane transporter activity. The transcript is spliced from 8 exons. Gene Ontology annotation, biological process: transmembrane transport; dipeptide transport. Bases 439 to 3699 code for a protein of 1086 amino acids. Gene Ontology annotation, cellular component: membrane. NCBI's taxonomy places the organism in Eukaryota, Viridiplantae, Streptophyta, Magnoliopsida, Poales, Poaceae. The record is from RefSeq and is a predicted model, not a curated record.
GGAACCCCACGAGAUUCCGCCCGGCGCGUCCGGCCAAACGGGCUCGCAACAAACUCCAGGUCAGGUCAGAUUCCUGUACGUUCUCAGACCAAGAACAUUAAGUCAGUGGCGUGUUGUCCUCCCACUCUUGCACGCACAUCGCCGCCGCAUGGAUCAUACGCUGGGUCGCUCGUCUGUUCCGGCAACUCGUCAUCUGUCAUGAGUCGUCACGAUAAGCAAAUUGCCGAGGAAAAAAAAAGCAAGCGAUUUCUUAUUGGAGACGCGAAUAGAACCGCCGUUUCUGUCGUACCUCGUCGUCAGAAAGUCGUCUGGCGCCAUGCGAGGCGGUCUGAUCCCCUUCCCCAGCAGUAGCGGUAUAUGAUGAUGGCCUCGGCCUAUCGUCUCGUUCCACUCCAGUUCACCACACAGGCAGCGGCGACGCGAGAGAACUGUUGAGCGAUGGACACCCACGCCGUCACCGACACCCUUCUCCUGCCCCGCUCCGAUGGCGCCGUCGCCGGCGCGGUGGACUUCCGUGGGCGCCUGGCGUCCCGCUCCGGCACCGGCCGUUGGUCGGCCGCGAUGUUCGUGCUCGGUGUGGAGAUAGCGGAGAGGUUCGCGUACCACGGGGUGUCGGCGAACCUGAUCAGCUACCUGACGGGGCCGCUGGGGGAGUCGACGGCAGGAGCGGCGGCAGCCAUCAACGCGUGGAGCGGGGUGGCGACCAUGCUGCCGCUGCUGGUGGCGUGCGUGGCGGAUGCCUGGCUCGGGAGGUACCGCACCAUCUUGCUCGCCUCCCUCCUCUUCGUCGUGAGCAUGGGCAUGCUGACCGUCUCCGCGCUUCCGCCGUUCCACCACGAUGGCUGCGGCUACACCUCCAAAUCGCUCGCAUGCUCGCCGUCCCCCAUGCAGGUGGCCGUCUUCUACGUCUCCCUGUACCUGGUGGCGCUCGCCGAGGCCGGGCACAAGCCCUGCGCGCAGGCGUUCGGCGCGGACCAGUUCGACCAGCACGACCCCAAGGAGUCCGUCUCCAGGAGCUCCUUCUUCAACUGGUGGUACUUCGGCAUGUGCUCCGGCACUGCCGUGACCACCAUGGUGUCAAGCUACAUCCAGGACAACGUCGGCUGGGGCCUCGGCUUCGGCAUCCCCUGCCUCGUCAUGGUCUUCGCGCUCAUCAUGUUCUUGCUUGGAACCAGGAGUUACCGCUACUACACGUCGGCCGAAUCGAGCCCCUUUGCUCGCCUCGCCAGAGCGUUCGUCGCGGUCAUUAAAGGCUCGAAAUCGAGCCAAUGUGACAGUACUCUUGCGAGCGACGACGCCGGGCACCGGGAAGAAGCGAAAGGCUUGAUGCGCCUGUUCCCCAUCUGGGCGACGUGCAUCAUCUACGCCGUGAUCUUCUCGCAAUCGUCGACGUUCUUCACGAAGCAGGCCGCGACGCUGGACCGGAGGAUCGGCUCGACGCUCCGCGUGCCGCCGGCGGCGCUGCAGACGUUCAUCAGCGUCACCAUCAUGAUCUUCAUCCCGGUCUACGACCGCGCGUUCGUGCCCCUGGCGCGGCGGUUCACUUGCCUGUCCUCGGGGAUCACCAUGCUGCAGAGGAUUGGCACGGGGCUCGUCCUCGCGUUGGUUGCCAUGGUCGUGGCCGCGCUCAUGGAGAUGCGGCGGCUCGGCGUGGCGAGGGAUGCCGGCCUCGUGGACCAGCCCAAGGUGCCGCUGCCGAUGAGCCUGUGGUGGAUGGUGCCGCAGUACGUGCUGUUCGGGCUGUCAGACGUGUUCGCCAUGAUCGGGCUGCAGGAGUUCUUCUACGACCAGGUCCCCGACGCGCUGCGCAGCCUGGGGCUCGCCUUCUUCCUCAGCAUCUUCGGUGUGGGCCACUUCUUCAGCAGCUUCAUCAUCUCCGCCAUCGACCGCGUGACCAAGAAGAGCGGGGCGAGCUGGUUCUCCAACAACCUCAACCGCGCACACCUCGACUACUUCUACUGGCUGCUCGCCGGCCUAUGCGCCGUGGAGCUGGUCGCCUUCGUGAUCGUUUCGCGCGUUUAUGUGUAUAAGAAGAGGGUGGCUCACGGCAAUGGUGCUGUAAUGCGGCGCCUACAUAAAGCCUUGAGCUGCGACGAUGCCAUGUCUCAUUUGAGUGAGCUCCUAUCCUCCGUGCUAAUACAGCCAACCAUGGUGGACACCGUCGCCGGCGCCGGCGACUUCCGCGGCCAGCCCGCCUCCCGUGCCGCCACAGGCGGCUGGAAAUCGUCGGUUUUCGUCAUGGCGAUGGAGAUCGCGGAGCGGUUCGCAUACAAGGGCGUGGCCGCGAACCUGAUCACGUACCUGACGGGGCCGCUGGGUCAGCCGAUGGCGCGCGCGGCCGCGUCCAUCGACGCGUGGAAGGGCGUUUCCCAGAUGCUGCCGCUGCCGCUCGCAUGCGUCGUCGACGCCUGGCUCGGGCGGUACCGGGCCAUCAUCCUCGCCUCCCUCAUUUUCGUCGUGAGCAUGGGCGCGCUGUCGCUGUCGUCGGCGUUACCGGUCUUCCGUGCGGGCCACGUGGCCAUCUUCUAUGUGGCGCUGUACCUGGUGGCCCUGGGCGAGGGCGUGCACAAGCCGUGCGCGCAGGCGUUCGCGGCGGACCAGUUCGACGAGAAGGACCCCAAGGAGAGCGCUGCGCGGAGCUCCUUCUUCAACUGGUGGUACUUUGGAAUGUGCGCCGGCACCGCCGUCACAACCAUGGUCUCAAGCUACGUGCAGGACAACGUCGGCUGGGGCCUCGGCUUCGGCAUCCCCUGCAUCGUCAUCGCCGUAUCGCUAGCCGUGUUUUUGCUUGGGAGCUGGUCCUACCGGUACUACACCACCAGGGAGGCUAGCCCCUUCUACCGCGUCGGGAGGGCGUUCUUGGCGUUGAUCAAGAGCUGGAGACCAAAUCAUCGCACCAGUCCUGCGGGCAGCAAAGGGGACAGCAACGGCGCCGCAGUUGAGGAGGUUAAGAGCGUGCUCCGCCUUCUCCCGAUAUGGGCGUCGUGCAUAAUCUACGCGAUCAUCUUCUCCCAGACAUCGACGUUCUUCACGAAGCAGGCCGCGACGCUGGACCGGCGGAUCGGAGCCAGGUUCAAGGUGCCACCAGCGGCGCUGCAGACGUUCAUCAGCGUCAGCAUCGUCGCCUUCAUCCCGGUGUACGACCGGCUCUUCGUGCCCCUCGCGCGGCGCUUCUCGGGGAGGCCGUCUGGCAUCACCAUGCUGCAGAGGGUGGGGGUCGGCCUGGCGCUCUCCCUCGUUGCCGUGGCGCUGUCCGCCCUCGUGGAGAUGAAACGGCUCCACGUCGCGAGGGACGCCGGCCUGGUGAACACCCCUAAGGUGCAGCUCCCGAUGAGCCUCUGGUGGAUGGUUCCGCAGUACGUUCUCAUCGGCGUCGCCGACGUGUUCACCAUGAUCGGGCUGCAGGAGUUCUUCUACGACCAGGUCCCCGACGCGGCGCGCAGCCUCGGGCUGGCCCUGUUCCUGAGCAUCUUCGGGGUCGGGCACCUCCUCAGCAGCCUCCUCAUCUCCGUCAUUGACAAGGCGACGGCGAAGAGCGGGACGAGCUGGUUCUCGAACAACCUCAACCGCGCGCACCUCGACUACUUCUACUGGCUUCUCACCGGGCUCUGCGCGGUGGAGCUAGUGGCCUUCGUGUUCUUCUCGCGGGUCUAUGUUUACAAGAGAAAGGGUGGCGAUGGUGAUGGUAUCUGCGUGUAAUUUGAGCUCCACUGA